This is a messenger RNA of Hansenula anomala, 1005 nucleotides long. RefSeq names its product Tlg1p (gene TLG1). The transcript has a single exon. NCBI's taxonomy places the organism in Eukaryota, Fungi, Ascomycota, Saccharomycetes, Phaffomycetales, Wickerhamomycetaceae. Gene Ontology annotation, molecular function: SNAP receptor activity; SNARE binding. The coding region runs from base 1 to 678 and encodes 225 amino acids. Gene Ontology annotation, biological process: intracellular protein transport; Golgi to vacuole transport; vesicle fusion. The record is from RefSeq and is a predicted model, not a curated record. Gene Ontology annotation, cellular component: membrane; endomembrane system; SNARE complex.
AUGGAUCCAUUCGUUGAAGUCCUUGAAGAUGCUCAACAUCAAAUCACAAAUCUAGAAGAUUUUUUAAAGAAAAUAACAGAAGUAAAUGACGAAACAAGGUCUGACUUCAAUAACAACAUUUCUGAAUUAAGUGAAACCAUAGAAGAUUUGAAAGAGUCAAUAGAGUCAAGUAAAUCAGAUCCGGAAUUCUUUAAAAUUAGCAAGUCAGAAAUAAGUAAAAGGGAAGGUAUUGUACAGAAACUAGAAGAAUCAUAUCGAGACCUACAGAAUCAAUGGAAUGCUAAAAGUGGUACGGGGAAAGCAACUGAUGGAAGUGAUCCAUUUGUUAGAUACAAUGAUGAAGAGGCUGGACCUAGUAAUGAUGAAGGUUUUGACAGCUUUAAUCAAAUGCAACAGGAGCAAAUGAUGAGAGAACAAGAUAUUCAUUUGGAUGGUGUGUAUACCACUAUGCAAAACAUAAACUUACAAGCCAGAACAAUGGGUAAUGAAUUAGAAGAACAGGCAUAUAUAAUUGAUGAAGUGGAUGGAGAAUUGGACAGAAUAGGGGGUAAAGUGAGUCGUGGUAUGAGACAAGUUGAGCAUGUUAUCAGAAGAAAUCAAGAGAGGGCUAGUGACUGUUGCAUAGGGCUUCUCAUAGUGGCAUUGAUCGUACUUUUGGUGCUAGUAAUUGUGGUUUAAUUAGAUAUAUAACCUUCUGAACUCAAAUGUUAUGUAAGCAUUUAUAUUAUUAUGUAAUCAUAUCAUAGAUUACAUAAUUUUUUCAUUGACAUUAUGUAAUAAUUUUUUUGCCAUGGCAACGGGAAUUAAAAUGGUUCGAUUUUUUGGCGUGAUCGUGGCCGAAACCAAAAACGACUCGAAAAGACGGUUCAAAAAAUUGAUCAAAUAAUGUCAAGAGAGCUAAAAGUUACUUUACAAAAAAUUUAUACACACAUUUAUCUAAUCUUUGUGGAAUCCCAAUUUGAGAGAAGAAAUUGGAGCAAGAGGACGUGAGAUUCACGUUCAAAC